Molecule: messenger RNA, 910 nt
Organism: Clupea harengus (Atlantic herring)
Lineage: Eukaryota; Metazoa; Chordata; Actinopteri; Clupeiformes; Clupeidae
Source: RefSeq, a predicted model, not a curated record
AUCCAAGACAGACGUGAAGACACCCAGAAGCAAAGACACCCAGAAGCCAAGGAAACACAGCACCAGGAACUUAACAAUGGCAAUGCUAAGGACAGCUCUCCUCAUGAUGUUUGUGACAGCAGCACUGUCAAAAUCAUUUGGUUGGCGCAGACAAGAAUCCUCUGAAUCCAGCGAAUCUAAGGACAACAUUUACACGCUUGAUAGGCAGGGUGAGAAGGACAGCAGAGCGUGGUCCAGCAUGCAAUCCAGUUUUGAGUCUGGUUCAAACUCGGAGUCUGGUUCAAACUCACAUUCUGGUUCAAACUCAGAUUCUGGUUCAAACUCGGAUUCUGGUUCAAACUCAGAUUCUGGUUCAAACUCGGAUUCUGGUUCAAACUCGGAAUCAGAUUCAGAUUCGGACUCAGAUGAGGUUGUGAGUACCACAAGGUCACCAAUCACCGCGGAAACAGCUGCAAGUACUACUGUGAUAACCACAACUGCAGACACUGUGACAACAACUGCAGACACUGUGACAACCACUGCGGACACUGUGACAACAACUGCGGACACUCUGACAACAACUGCAAACACUGUGACAACAACUGCAGACACUGUGACAGAAACAACUGCAGACACUGUGACAGGAACAACUGCAGACACUGUGACAAGAACAACUGCGGACACUGUGACAGCAAUAACUGAAAAUAAUAUCACAAACUGUGUAACUCUGGAUAUUACAACAAAGGGCAGAGGAGACAAUUAAGUUAUAACACUUAAACACUGUGCCAGUCUAUGUUGCAUUUUGUGGCAUAUUCCUGAGUAAUACUGUUCAUGAGCAGAGUGGAUUGCAUGUUAUAUGUUGUUUAUUCUGUAUGCUUUUACAGAAAUUAAUUCUGUGCUUCCUUGUUUUGAUUUAUCAUGUAUAUAUGUA